Molecule: messenger RNA, 705 nt
Organism: Ostreococcus tauri
Lineage: Eukaryota; Viridiplantae; Chlorophyta; Mamiellophyceae; Mamiellales; Bathycoccaceae
Product: unnamed product
Exons: 1
Coding region: 1-705 (234 amino acids)
Source: RefSeq, a predicted model, not a curated record
AUGAAGAACCGGGCGCGACGAAAACGUGCGAGAGAGCGCGUGGCGCCGCCUCGGGCUUCGGAAGAGAAACGCGCGAGAGAGACGUCGACAACGCACGCGGGCGAUUCAGAGAACGAUGAAGACGUCAUGGACGCGAGCCAUAUCGCGGUUGUCCGUCGAGAGGGGGCGUACGGGUCGUACGGGUCGAUGAGCGGUGGGAUGUCCAUCGAGGACGACGAAUGGGCGACGGCUACGCGGACGUGGCGGAGUCUAUUCACGGUUCUGGGUGCGACCGCGAACGGGUUCAGGACGAAGAAGGUGUGGGCGCCGUUCGUGUACGACGAGCUGGCGGGGAAGCGCAUGCGAGAGGCUGGGUUCGAGCGCGUGGUGCACAAGCGGUGGGAUUUUUUCGAUAAAGUGCGGGACGGGCCGUUCGUGCGGUCGCUCGACGCGGUGGUCGAUAAUCCGCCAUACACGGGGAAGGGAAUGAAGCAGAAAGUUUUAAAGUCGCUCGUGGACGCGGAGCUACCGUUUUGCUUGUUGUUACCGCUGGGAGUGGUGCACGGCGCGUUUGUGCGGGAAAUGUUGGAGGAACGAUACGUACAGAUAAUUGUGCCAAGAAAGUGCUACGUGUUCAAGAAGAAUGGUGCGGAGAUUCCGUUUAAGUUUUUGGUGUGGUUAUGCUACAAGAUGGAGCUUGAGCGCGAUCUAUACCUCAUAGACUAA